AUGGCAGAAGCGGAGUUACAAACCUUCACCUCGAUCAUGGACGCGCUGGUUCGCAUCAGUUCGAACAUGAAGAGCAUGGAGCGGGAGCUGCAUUGCCCGGUGUGUGACGAGAUGGUGAAGCAGCCCAUCCUCCUGCCGUGUCAACACAGUGUGUGUCUGCUGUGUGCGGCUGAGGUGCUGGUGCAAAAGGGAUAUCCUCCACCUGAGCUCCCUCCAGAACCCCACUCGCCGGCCUCCACGCCCAACACCCGCUCCCCGCGUCAGGCACGCAGACCCACGCCGAGGACCCCCGACCGCCUGGAGCGGGUCCUCAGAACAGUGUGCGGGACAUACCCAGGGCGAAGGCGGAAAGACGCCCCUCCCCCCAUGUUGUUCCCAUGUCCUUCCUGUCAGCAGGACGUGGAGCUCGGAGAAAAAGGCCUGACAGAAUGCCUCCGCAACCUCACCCUGGAGCGUAUUGUGGAGAGGUACAGGCAAACGAUAAGUCUGGGCAGUGUGGCCAUCAUGUGUGGUUUCUGUAAACCCCCUCAGGCCUUGGAGGCCACUAAAGGCUGCGCCGACUGUAAGUCCAACUUCUGCAACGAGUGUUUUAAACUGUACCACCCCUGGGGAACUCCCCGGGCUCAGCACGAACACAUCCUACCCACCAACAACUUCAGGCCAAAGGUCCUAAUGUGCACGGAGCACGAGCAGGAGAAACUUCUGUGGUACUGCCGCAACUGCCAGAGGCUGCUGUGUCCGCUCUGCAAGCUCCGACGUGUCCACCAUGGACACAAAGUGUUGCCUAUAGCACAGGCCUACCAGGCCCUCAAGGACAAGGUCAACAAGGAAGUCGACUUCAUCCUGGCCAAUCAGGAGACGAUACAGAGUCAGAUCACUCAGCUGGAGGCAGCCAUCAAACAGACGGAGGCUAACAGCACAGUAGCCCUGCAGCACCUGAUCUACAGUAUCCGGGACCUGGGAGCGGCUGUAGCCGAGCGUCAGGGGGCUUUGGCUCUGGCCGUGGAGGGAUCUCGCAGCAGGAGGGAGGAGGCCCUGUCUGCUCAGGUCUCAGAGAGGCGUGGACUGAUGGAACACGCCGGCCUGAUGGCCUACACACAGGAGCUGCUGAAGGAGACUGACGCACCCUGCUUUGUACAGGCUGCCAGAGUCACUCACAACAGGCUGGUGAAGGCCAUCGAAAACCUGCAGUGUUUCACCUUCGCUGCAGAUUCCUCCUUCAGACAUUUUCACCUGGAUGCGACAAAAGAGGUCAAACUCAUCAACAGCUUGGAAUUCAUCCGUGCUCCAGUGGCUCCAGUCAUCGACACUCAGAAGACAUUGGCUUACGACCAGCUGUUCUUGUGCUGGCGCCUCCCUCAGGACUCGGCCCCAGCUUGGCACUUCUCUGUUGAAUACCAGCGACGAGCGGGAGGAGCCGCAGCCACGUGGGGCGGAGCCAGAUCCCCCAACGCUGAGACGUCAUGGCAGCGCCUGGAUGAAGUGAGAGGGACGAGUGCCGUGGUCGAGCGGCUGCAGAUCGACAGCGUGUAUGUUCUCCGGGUGAGAGGAUGCAACAAGGCCGGGUUCGGAGAGUACAGUGAGGAGGUGUACCUCCACACACCCCCCGCACCUGUGCUGAGUUUCUCCUUGGACUCUCGCUGGGGUUUGCACUCUGACAGGCUGGCGCUGGGUAGAGGCCAGACCUACGCCCGCAGCGUGCCGGGCCUCUCCCUCCUGCAGGUCGCUGACCGCACGCUCACUUCCUGUCACCUGACCUCGGACCUGCUGGUGGCUGACCUGGCCGUCACUAAGGGCCGACACUACUGGGCGUGCUCUGUGGAGCCUGGGUCCUACCUGGUAAAGGUGGGAGUAGGCCAGGAGACGAAGCUACAGGAGUGGUUCAACCUCCCUCAGGACAUGGCCAGCCCUCGCUGUGACCCAGACAGCGGCCAUGACAGUGGAGCAGAAGACGGCCAGGACUCCCCUCCCUUCUGCUUCCUCACCAUAGGCAUGGGCAAGAUCCUGCUCCCACAAGGGCACGGCCACAGUCAGAGCCAGGCGGACAGCCAGAGCCAGAGAGGAGUGCACUCCCACGGCAGCACCCACGGCAACCUGCCUCACCCUCACACGGCUCCUCUGCCGCCCCGACUGGGAGUGUUACUGGACUGCGAUAAAGGACGGGUCACCUUCUACGACGCCCACUCGUUGCGGGUGCUGUGGGAGGCCCACGUGGAUUGCUCAGCUCCGGUGUGUCCGGCCUUCUGCUUCAUCGGCGGGGGGGCUCUGCAGCUCCAGGACCUCGUGGCCAGUCGGAGCGUCGAGGAGCCGCCGCCACGGAGGGUGACCAUCCAGACACGGGCCACAAAUCUGAGCAAGUAA
Molecule: messenger RNA, 2361 nt
Organism: Limanda limanda (common dab)
Lineage: Eukaryota; Metazoa; Chordata; Actinopteri; Pleuronectiformes; Pleuronectidae
Gene: trim46a
Product: tripartite motif containing 46a
Exons: 12
Coding region: 1-2361 (786 amino acids)
Molecular function (GO): protein binding; zinc ion binding
Source: RefSeq, a predicted model, not a curated record